Closterium sp. NIES-65 is the source of this 4338-nucleotide messenger RNA. The record is from the annotation of a GenBank genome assembly. NCBI's taxonomy places the organism in Eukaryota, Viridiplantae, Streptophyta, Zygnematophyceae, Desmidiales, Closteriaceae.
AUGGCAGAGCCACGUGUUGGGCUGCUGUGGGACUUGGAUGUGGUCAGAUGCCAGCUGGCACAAGCAGACGUGAUGAGGAUUCGCGAUCUGGCUGAUUCAAGUGGUGGUGCUACAACCGCUGCUGCUACAGCCGCUCGAGCGACCACCUCUCGUGCUUCCACAGCCACUGGUGCUACAGCCGGUGGUGGUGGUCCCAAGCCCUUCUUCUGGUGGUGCUGCUGGCAGUGCAGCGCGUGUUGGGCCGCCUACCGCCGCUGCCUCGCCAUGGUCGUAUUCCUCGUGCUUAUAGCGAGGCUUCCCCGUGCAGUCACACUCUGGCGCCUGCACAUGAGGUCCUGCUACAAUGUCCUCCCCGCCCUGGCGAAUCUGCUGAACGCGGGGAGGCAGAUCAAGGGGGUGGGGGGAAGGCAGGCCGAGAGGCAGACGAGUAGGCAGGUGGGUAAGGGGGGAGGGAAGCAGGCGAGUGGAAAUGCGGAGGAGGAUUGCUUUGGAUCGAUCCUGGUGCAGGUGCUUGGGGUGAAAGGGAAGAAGGAACUGGAGUCGGGCUUUGCUGCUCAUGUGCUGCCGCUUCUGCCGGGGGGGAGACGGGCGCAUGGAGGUAUGAGAGGGGGGGCGGGGAGUGGAGGAGGGGGAGGUGGAGGAGGAGGGACUGGUUCAGUGAAAGGAGAAGAGUGGAGGGAGGGGUUGAGAGGGGUGGAGUGGGAUGAGUAUGUGGAGCAGAUGGGGGAGAUUAUCUCCCAUGGAGGGCUGGAAGCUGAACAGUACAGGUGCAGCUGCAGGCAGUGCGGACGAGAACACGAGGGCGCAGGGGGGAGUGGGGAUAGUGCUGCUGGUAAUGGUGGUGGUACUGCGAGUGGCAUGGUCAUAACUGGUGUUGACCCGACUGACUUUGCUCUCCGAGCUGCGUUCGCACUCUGUAUGCCGCGCUUUGCCAUCUACGGCGUUAUGGCGUUUACCGGGGCGUGCAGUAACAGGUACAAAGAUCGUGUGGAGGACGCUGCUGUGGAGGCAGCCAGGCAGCAGCUGGCAGAGAGGCUCGCAGAGAGAGCAGAGGAGUCUGGAAAGGGGAGUGUGGUGGAGGGGGGAGAAGGAGUUAGCAGUGAGAACAAAGCGGAUGAUCUCAAAUCAGAGAAGCUAGCAACAGCAACAGCAGGAGGAGGAGGGAUAGCAGCAGCAGCAGUUUCUUCCCCUUCUCCCCGUCCUGCUCCAUCUGCUGCUGCUCCCCCUGUUGCUGCCACCGGUGCAGCAAGCAGAGCUGCCCGCCUCGUGCCAGUCAUCAGUGACCCAGCAGUGACACUCUUCACGUACCGAGCUGCCUGUAUCCUUCAGUGGAUGCGCGUUCAAGGCCCCAGGCUCAACCCCCCCAGCUACUGCACCCGAACCAACCCGGAAGCCCCAGCCCUGGCGCUCCCGCACCCGGCGCACGAUCUCCCGAGCCUGCUGGUCAGGUUCGGCGCCAUCCCCAAGCCGGUGGGCGCGGCAGAAGGUUUGGCGGGUUGUGGAGGAGGAGUUUGGGGGUGGGAGGAGUUCCCAGUGGGGGACAGAGAUGCUCUGAAGGCGCAUGGCUGUGGCCCUGCCCUGGGAGGCACGGAAGGGUUUCCGGGAUCUGUGUUUGACUGGGAGGAGAUGCUGAAGGAAUUCAAUGUGGUGGCUGCACAGGGUCUGCAGGAACAUGGGGCAGUGAGAAGCGCAGCCACCACGAGCGCAGCAGAGGGCGUGCAGGAGUAUCGAGCUGCUAGGGCUCUGAUUGACAGCAGCACACACACUCCCGCGUUUCCGACCCUCGCGGACCGCGUCGAGGAGUUUCUGAGAAGGUUCUCGCCAAAGCGGCAGGCGAAGGAGGGGCGUGGCGGGCCACUGGCCCGAGCAAUCACCGACUCGGUGCUACGACUCCACCUGGUGGGGGCAGAGACUAGCAGCAGCGGUGUCAGCAGCAGCAGCAGCAGCAGCAGCAGCACUAGCAGGGGAGUAAAGGGAGGGAAAAGGGAUAUGAGCUGGGCGGCGCUGGCCCUGGGGGUGUAUUCCCCAGGCAAGUUAAAGCCCAUGCUGAGAUCCCCCCGGGAGGUGGAUGCGUUUCUGGAGUUCAUGGCGGCCAUGACCACCCUCACGCCCGCCUGCAACGCCUGCCAGUUCUGUCUCAACGUGUUCAACCAGUCUGUCACCCCCGCCGCCAUUGUUGCCUCCUUCGCCUUCCGCCCCUCCUCGGCGCUCCUGCGCUGCUUCCUCUCGGUCUACAGCCAGCACUCCUCUCAGCACUCCCCUCAGAGGAGGGAGCUCCUGGACACGCUCGGGAUCCCCCCCUUGCCGGACCUGCUGCCGGACCGGCUCGUGGCUCCUCUUCUCGAAGGCGUGGUGGAGCACAAGCGCCUGCACUUCCUCUACACCGCAUCCAUGCUUCUGUACUGGAACAACGGCGAGAUGCAACACAUGGAGAUGAGCAAAACACAUGGGGCGCUGAGGACGGAAGAGGAGCUGAGGGAGUUGGAGGGGAGCGGGUGGGAGGGGAAGGAGGAGUGGCUGAUCCGGGAGGAGGUGGACACGUGGCGCAACGCGCUGUUCAGAUCGUGGCCUGUCUUUGAGCUUUCACGUGAGGCAGCGCUAAGCUGGGCGUGGUCUGGGGAGGAGGAGAGGGUGAGGGAAUGGUGUGUGGAGAUCAGGCAGAAGGAGAGGGAGUUUGAGAAGAUCAGUAGGUGGAAGGAGAGGGUUCUAGUGGAUAAGAUGCAUGCUGCUGCUGCUAGUACAGCUGGUCCCGCUGCUGCUGGGGGUGAGAGUGAGGUGGGAGGCGGGCUGAAAAUCGCGCCUGCGUACCUAGUACCGUGGGUGGGGGGGGUGAACCCGUUUGCAUGCCUGCGGGAGAUGCUGCUGGGGGAGACGUGCUACUGGGAGCUCUCAAACGGGCGGAGGGUUGGGGUGAAUAACUACGGGCGAAUCGACUCGCCCAGCGAUGACAUCCGUGUAGCCAUGGCGAAGAACGCGAGCAAGGCGGGAAGUCCUACCGCCGCCUCCAGUGCGAGCUGUGACGGGGACGACGGAGACGAAGCAAACGGCGACGACGCCGAGGAGGAUUGGCCGGAGAACGGCCACGACGACAGCGCUUCGGGCGACGAAUUAGGUCCUGCCGACAUCGAGGAGGACGAAUGGUGGAAUCGGCCGGUCGGGAGCGACGACGAGGUGGAAGAGUGGCGGGCUGGUGAUUCCGACAACGACGGAGGUGAAGAUGCGCAUGGUGACAACGCGGAGGCAGCGGCGGAUGCACAGGAAGCGGCGGUGGAUGCGAAUGAGGUGGCUGACGACGAGGCGGGGGCGGAACUUGAGACAAUUGCGCCUGCGGAUGCGGCCGCAAUUGCGGAUGCGGAUGCUGUGGCGGAGUCGGACAAGGUUGCUGCGGAUGCCGUCUUAUUUGACGAGGAAGGCGGCGACGACGACCCAUGGAGCCUUGGGACCGACGACGACAUUCCGCUACUGAAGCGGAGGUUGCGCCAUCGCCUACAGUCCAAGUCGAAGCGGGCCUGCGUGGUGCUCUCUGACGACAACGGUCCGGGGGAGGAGCGUCGCCCGAUACUCACCGCUGCGGAGAAGAGGAAAGCCAAGGUCGCGGAAGCCCCUGCUAAGGCCCCUGCUAAGGCCCCUGCUCGUCGCCGCACAAGCAACAAGAAGCGGACAUCCGACGGAGACCCGGGAUGCAGCAAGGGUGCAGCUAAGAAGAAGGCGAAGAAGGCGCCAAAUCCUGACGACAUCGUCGUGAACGAGAGGUUGGGCAGCGACGAUGAGUACGCGGCGGCGGCGGGCCCGAUUCCCACGUUCCUUGAGAAGCUGCGGAGACCUCCACACCCCGUGGUGCUGCAGUGGAUCGCGGAGGCUUGGGAUCAAGUCCCCAAGCAGAUCAUCAUCGACACGUUCCGCCACUAUGGGAUCUCGAGCAAGCUGGACGGAACGGAGAACCACCUGGUGAUGUCUCACCUGCGCGCCAGGAGCACCACCGAUGUCUCCGCGGACAUGUCCCUCGGGGGGAUCACAGGCGAGAACACGCGCCUGCUCGGUCGGGCUCCAGAGGAGGAGGAGGAGGAGGAGGAGGAGGAGGAGGAGGAGGAGGAGGAGGAGGAGGAGGAGGAGGAGGAGGAGGAGGAGGUGAUGCAGACGGAGGGCGUGCGGGAGGUGGCCGUGGCAACCGGCCUGGAGGUGCUGUACCAGGAGACCCCCAACUACCGCGGAGCGGCGGCCGAGGCUGACCGCAUGAUCGAGCCUAGGGAGAUGGCUAGGCAUGCCUGGCGAGUGCAAGACCUGGGUGUAGAGCCUGUUGUUAGUGCAGGUGAUGAGGCGGUGACUGAGGGGGGUUAG